AUGCACCAGCAUGCUGGCCAUCCCUCCAUCACGUAUCAGCUUCCUGCUGCUACCCUACCGACGACCCAAGGCGCCGUGAAGGCUGCACACGACCUGCCAUCAUCAUCACCAUCAUCGCCGACCCUCACAAGCUCGCCGCCCUUCCAACCUCUGCAUGAGCAGCCACCCUCCCGAACCAGGCCGCUAGAGACCGCUCGUCGCCUGCGUGCUUCCCAUGCUGCAGACACUUCCUGCGGAGCCGCUUCUGCCAUGGUCUCAUCAACAUCUACCGCCGCUGUUCAGCGCAGCGUUCCUGUCCCUUCCGCCGCCCAUCGCACUGUCUCGAUGGAUUCGACCUUGUCUUCGCUUUCCUCGUCAACUGCUCCGCAGCCCAUCGUCCGCUCCCAGUCAGCCAUCUCAUUAGAGCCGACCGACAUUCCCACCCUAAUCGCAACUGCUGGCUCCCCUGAGGCCGCCAUAGCGAAGCUCUUGCAAGAGAAACAGUCAGCUUCCACGCACACAACCCAACUAUGGAGGCUUGUGGAGAAGCAAAGAGCCAUGAUUCUUGGCCUUAACAAGGACUUGGAACGCACACUUAAAGAGAAAGAGAAGUAUCGCAAANGGCUCAAAGACCUGCUCGGCGAGCAGUCUUCGCGUCCACCAACCACGAGAGAAAGCCUUGGUUCUGCAAGCCUUGACAGCCAGUCUCCCAACAUGCCCGCAUCCAGUCCUCCCCUUCCCACGAGCACGUCCCUAGAUAGCCUGCCCACAGGCUUGCAACGUCCCAAUCGUGUCCAGACAUCCGACUCAUCAUCUUCUUUGCCCGGUCUUCCAGGACGCUCCUCUGCAAACGGCCCGCAAACUCCUAGCAUUACCAACACUCCACAAGUGGUAUCACCCAAAGCCUUCUCGAGUCCGAAUCAGAGACUACGUAAGGAGAAGCCUGCCCCCCUGGAUUUGUCGAGUGCCCCUACUAUGCUUCGCGAAGCUUCGGAUUCGGAUGAGACCCCCCACUUUCAAGAGGGAAGAAAAAAGACAAGAGCAGAUGAUGACAGGCUCAGGGAGGCAUUGGCCAACCAAAGCCAACAAAAAGAGACAACUCAAGCUAGCAGCAGGAGUGCUCCUCCUCCUGCCGUCGACCGACGUGUCCCUGCCCCUGCCGAUCUAGACGCAGACCCAGGACUGCUCAGCGACACAGAUCAGGGUGUACUCAGUGAUGCCGAAACGAUUGAUUUUGGGUCUCCUCAGCUUGCCCAGGUUCAAGCAUUCCAGAGCAUGGGUCAGAUGGUAUCGGCCGAUGCUCCUGCCCAAACCAAACGUCAUCCCGUGUCUCUGACCGUGCUGAGUCCCGGUCUUCCUAUGAGCCCUCGUCCUAGCGAUAGACCCAUGAAUUCACCCAUGCCUAGGGCAUUGAAACAAUCACUGACCUCAAUACCUACUUCUCCCCGAGUAGGAGGACAGAUGCCAUUAUCACCACGCGCCCCUCGCCAACCUAUUCCUAUGCCACCACAGACCCCUCUUUCAUUUGCGUCUCCCCAUCUGGCUCGUGCUGAGACCUACCACGCCCUUGCAGCGAACUCCAUGUCUGAUAGGCUUUCCGUUCCUCCGCAACCUCGGAUGGCAGAAUCCGAGCAAUCUUUGAAUGCAUCCGCACCAAGGUCUCCUGGUGAAAUCUACCGCGGAUUUGUAUCCGAGCAAUAUCCUGGUUUCCUCUUGCCUCCAAAUGCUCUUCNNCCUUCGAUCUAUGUGAAAGUCGACUCAUCCCGCCUGCGACCAUCAAGACAAAGUUACAUGGCACCAAAACCGUCAGAGGAAAACCCUGUCAUCACGCUUGCCGUUNUUUCCAGAUCUGAUCAUACACAAUUAUGGCGCGUGGAAAAGUCAUUGACUGCUAUGUCCGUCUUUGACCAGCAAAUCAAGGUCGCAUCCAAUUUUAGAACAAAGCUUCCAGAUCGUUCUUUGUUCACCGGACACGCUCCUGCUCGAAUGGACGCUCGCAGAAACGCCCUCAGCCUUUACUUCGAUAGCAUGCUCGAUACACCUAUGGAUGACCAAGCUGCCGUCAUCAUCUGUGGAUUUUUGACUGCUGAUGCGAUAGGUCCCGAUAUGCCCGAGUAUUUCCCUCAGGAAGCGACCAAUCCGAUUAAGAACUCCGCAAACCAAGGUGGGGGUGUUCGCAAGGAUGGCUACUUGACAAAACGUGGAAAGAACUUUGGUGGUUGGAAAGCCAGGUACUUUGUCUUGGAUGGACCGACUCUCAAAUACUUUGAAGCUCCUGGAGGUGCACUUCUAGGCUCGAUAAAGCUAUCGAGUGCGCAGAUUGGCAAACAAGCACAACAUGCGACACGACACGAGGACGACGAUAGCGACAGCGAGUAUCGACACGCUUUCCUAAUCCUGGAGCCUAAACGCAAAGACUCCUCAAACCAUGUGCGUCAUGUGCUUUGCGCCGAGAGCGACGAAGAACGCGACGCCUGGGUUGAGGCUUUGCUGCAUUAUGUUGACCAAAUUGCGUCUCCCUCGAAUUUGAGAAAGCAAGAUUCGCUACGCGCCACGCGCAGUCCGCGUCUUCAGAAGUCAAUGAACGAUCUUUCAUCAGCGAGUUCAAGACCAUCAGACAGUUCUUUGAUGCUGCGUAGCAUCCCUUACCAAGCUACAGUACCUGCCGAAGCACCUGUAAUUGGUCCAAGCCGCGAUCUUGCUACGCCAUCUCCAGUCAACUCUCCAGCCAUUGGUGAAAGCGAGUAUAACCACGAUUCUAGUCACCUCCCGCAAAUCUCUGGUCCAACCAACGGUGCAGUAAUUCAGAAUGCGGAAUCAUGGGGCAACAAAAGAGAUCCUGUUACUCAAACCAAGGACAAAAAACGAAGCAUUUNNUUUGGAUUCAGGGGUCGGUCGUCGUCCGAUACAGCCCCUGGCAGUGUGCCAAAGGAUCUGAUUCAAAGUGAAUCACCUGUUCUUGUUCGGCCAGUCUUUGGUGCUCCUUUGGCUGAAGCUGUGGAAAUUGCUCCACCAUUGGACGUUCCUGUUCACCUUCCUGCCGUGGUGUAUCGAGCUAUCGAAUACUUGAGAGCGAAGAACGCUUCGUCCGAAGAAGGCAUUUUCCGUCUUUCCGGUUCGAAUAUCGUCAUCAAGGCAUUGAAAGAGCGUUUUAACACCGAGGGAGACGUCAAGCUACUCGAGGGCCCAUACUAUGAUAUUCAUGCUGUCGCCAGUCUGCUGAAACUAUAUCUUCGAGAACUGCCGGCAAGUAUUCUUACAAGAGAGCAUCAUCUUGAGUUUCUCAAGGGUUUGGACGUUGAUGAGAAAGUCAAGGUUGAAGUGUUCAACGUCCUUGUGAACAAAUUACCACGGGCGAACCGAGAAUUACUGGAUAUUCUGAGCACGUUCUUGCGCGAAAUUGUGGAUAAUGAGGGUACAAACAAGAUGAGCGUCCGCAAUGUUGGCAUUGUCUUUGCACCAACCCUCAACAUACCAGCUCCCCUAAUAUCUCUCUUCGUUAUGGAAAACACCAGAGUUUUCGGACCUCCGAUUGACAUAACUACACCAGUAACGCCCUAUCCUGUAGAUACACCAAUCUCAGGAGUGACACCUGAAAGUGUCAGGUCGCCUCGACAGAAGCCUAGCAGUGAUUUUUCAGCGCCGAGCUACAACCAAAAUGGCUUCUUCCCACAAUCUGCAGCUCCAAGCCGUGAUGCUUAUGAUAUUGGCAUCUCUUCAUCUCAGAUGGCGAACAAAGAAAAUGGACCGCCACUACACAGCGACAGGUUCCCAGGAUCGAAUGGCAGUCGUACAACACAGCUGGGUAAUCCUAUGAGCAAACAAGCCAAACGGGAGAGCAACACAUUGUUCAUGAAUCUUGGACCCAUGAGCCUGAGAGAGUCUCCACUCAGCCGGCUGCGGGAAGACGAGUGA
Aureobasidium musti is the source of this 3894-nucleotide messenger RNA. The record is from the annotation of a GenBank genome assembly. NCBI's taxonomy places the organism in Eukaryota, Fungi, Ascomycota, Dothideomycetes, Dothideales, Saccotheciaceae.